AUGUCCAACAACGACCAGCAAGUUCUCGGCGUGCUGGCUGAGUACUCUAGAGACGUUCGCAACUUCACGGGAUCGAUAUGGGACGCAACAGAUGCGCAUUUUGCAUAUGUAGCUGGAUAUAUUAAAAAGAGCCUCCCCGAGACAUGGCUUCCGGAGCGCGCGCGACCGCGGCCACCACCUCCACCCCCGCAUCCUAUUGCUGGCGCCUACCUACAUCGCCUCCAGGACUGGGCCCUCAGGCACCGCGCUUUGACAGCCGCCAUUAUUGCAUUCUGUGCGACUGGGGGAUUCUUAGUAUGGCAAGAGCAGAAGCGGUACAACCUCAAGCCUAGUUGGAGGAUGGAGCUGACAGGUACAGUCCUCGCGGGGCCGCCAAAUUCGCCCAUUGUACGAUCGCUAUCGCUCGAUCUUGAGCGACGCGGCUUCAUUGUAUACAUUGUAUGCUCCAAUAUGGACGAGGAGCAACAAGUUCUAGGCGAGUCAAGGGCCGACGUGCGGCCACUGCACUUGGACGUAGUCGACACAAUGGGCACGCAAGAGGCCAUGAGGCGUUUCAAUGAGCUUCUCACCAAACCACAUGUUGCCUUUUCCGGGGCAACCCCGCAUAACCUUAAUCUGCGCGGUGUUGUUCUGGUUCCUGACUUGAUCUACCCUACUGGCCCUGUAGAGACGGUCAGUCCUGAGCUCUGGUCGGACGCGCUCAACGCCAAAGUGCUCAACACGAUUGCAGUGACGCAAGCGUUGCUGCCGACAGUGUGCGAGUUCAAGUCGCGCGUCCUAAUGCUUACCCCAAGUAUCAUUGCGUCAUUGCGGCCGCCGUUCCAUAGCGUGGAGACGACGAUUGUCAGCGCACUCGAAGGGUUCCUGGCGUCGCUCCGAGGCGAGCUGGGUACCCUAGGCAUUGAGGUGUUGCAAUUUCAUCUCGGAACAUUUGAUCUGACAAACGUGGGCCCCAAACAUCAUGUGCAGUCGCGGUCGAUCGGCAGCCCACAUGCUUGGCCAGCAACGACGAGAGCGUUAUACGCAAGCAAUUUCGAGGCCCAAGCACGCGUUGCGCAGAGCCGGGGCCUGCUCAACCAAAGCGGCAGCUCAGUUCGGGAGCUACACAAUGGCGUGUUCGAUGCGCUCACACAGCGACGACCGCAAAAAGUAUGGCGUGUUGGGCGUGGAAGUGUCACGUAUGAUCUGGUGGGCAACUGGGUGCCGCGUGGGCUCAUAGGAUGGAUGAUGGGCUUGAAGCGCGUGGCUCUCGACACUGCAUCCAAGCCGAGGCUGGAGGACAGCGUACAACUACAGUGCUGGGAGAAGGUCGAUGCGGUCGCCUAG
Messenger RNA from Bipolaris victoriae FI3, 1326 nucleotides. RefSeq lists its product as hypothetical. The record is from RefSeq and is a predicted model, not a curated record. The coding region runs from base 1 to 1326 and encodes 441 amino acids. The transcript is spliced from 3 exons. Lineage: Eukaryota; Fungi; Ascomycota; Dothideomycetes; Pleosporales; Pleosporaceae.